This is a messenger RNA of Mauremys reevesii (Reeves's turtle), 3386 nucleotides long. It is a transcript of the gene SLC35G1, whose product is annotated as solute carrier family 35 member G1. Gene Ontology annotation, biological process: calcium ion export across plasma membrane; regulation of cytosolic calcium ion concentration. The coding region runs from base 32 to 1210 and encodes 392 amino acids. The transcript has 3 exons. NCBI's taxonomy places the organism in Eukaryota, Metazoa, Chordata, Testudines, Geoemydidae. The record is from RefSeq and is a predicted model, not a curated record. Gene Ontology annotation, cellular component: endoplasmic reticulum membrane; plasma membrane.
GCAGAGCUAGCGGGAGCUGCCAGCUGGCUUCAUGGUGCGGCACCCGGGUAGCGGCGGCGCUGCUGUUCCCCCCGUAGGAGGACGGGAGCCGGCGCCGCCGCGGAGCGAGGAGGAGGAUGCGGGGGGCGCGGGACAGCACCGCCAGUGCCAGGCGGGCGCCACGGAGGCGGUGGGCGCCCAGGAGCCCGGAGGCGGCGGCUGUAGCUGUAGCUGCUGCUCAGCCUCAUCCCGGCCGUGCUGCAGGCUCCCGUGGGCACGGAAGACGCCCGGAACAAAGAAGAAAUUCACCUGCCCGGGACUUGGCCUGUUUUAUACCUUAUUGUCUGCCUUCCUUUUCUCAGUGGCUUCUUUAUUUCUUAAAAAAAUUGAAGAUGUACAUUCAGUGGAAAUCAGUGCAUUUCGAUGUGUUUUCCAAAUGACAUUUGUUCUUCCUGGUUUAAUAUACUACAAAACAGGGUUUUUGGGACCAAAAGAUAAACGAGUUUUUCUUUUCUUUCGAGGAUUCCUUGGGUCUGGUGCAAUGAUUCUUCUCUACUAUGCUUUCCAAGUAAUGCCUCUAGCUGAUGCCACUGUUAUAACUUUCAGCAGUCCAGUUUUUACAUCAUUGUUAGCUUGGAUAUUUCUCAAGGAAAAAUACAGCCUUUGGGAUCUUCUUUUCACCCUCUUUACAAUCACUGGAGUGGUGCUUAUUGCAAGACCUCCUUUUCUGUUUGGAUCCAGUAUUUCAGGGAUUGAAGGAAGUUAUACAAAUCAUCUUAAAGGAACAAUAGCUGCUAUUAUAAGUGCAGUAUCAACAGCUUUAACUUUUGUUAUAUUAAGAAAGAUGGGAAAAUCUGUGCAUUAUUUUUUGUCUAUUUGGUAUUAUGCAGUAAUUGGAUUAAUUGAAUGCAUUGUAGCACUGUUUGUAAUAGAUGAAUGGACUUUACCAUAUUGUGGUACAGAUAGAUUUCUCCUAAUAUUAAUUGGACUGUUAGGGUUGGGGGGUCAGAUAUUUAUCACAAAAGCAUUACAGAUAGAGAAGGCUGGUCCUGUUGCCAUAAUGAAAACAAUGGAUGUGGUGUUCGCUUUUAUUUUACAGAUUCUUUUCCUCAAUCAUCUGCCAACUUGGUGGACGGUGGGUGGUGCCCUUUGUGUAGUAGCCAGUAGCUCUGGAACUGCCAUUCGUAAGUGGCAACACAAUUCAAAAAAGGCUAAAGAAAAUGAAAUCUAGCAAGUCAGACACUGUUUCAUCACAGAAACAAAGAUAAGCAUCAUAAUCUUGGAAAAAUAUAUUUUAUAGUAAGAUAUAUUUUAUUUAAAAUAUUUCAUUUAUUUAACUAUUACCAAAUUGUCCCCAAGAAAAGGAGUCAGAUGACUUUCAAGCAGCAUAGCAGAUGUUUUAACAAGCUGGUUCUGCAUAUGCUACUCAGUGUACAUACUGAGCAAGGCAUUGGUGCAUUUUCACAGAUCUUGCUGUAGAAGUAACUGUCUACAGAACCUUAUAUUUUUCUUUCCCACAAACUAGUGUUGCUCCUUAAACAUUUUGGGCCUUAUUCUCCACUUCUUAUACUUUGUAUGGUCACCCAUCUUUAAAGUGGGAGUAAAAGUCUAUCAUUCUAAUGUUGUAGUUUGCAUUCACUUACUACAGAUAUAACUGAAUAGAAUAGGAGCAAGGCAGUGGUGUCUAAUUAUUUUUCUUAACUCUACACAAGUUUUUUAUUUUUAAUCUUACAAGUGUUUAGUGAUAGUUUCAUGGAUACACUUGCUGCAAGAAGUUAGGGCCCCAUUCAAAAAGAAACAACAACAAAAUAAUCCAGCUUCUGUACAAUGGACAUGUGAGGCUAACUUUUAAUUUAAAGUGACUUUCCCAAUAGACUGUCACAUUUGAUUUACUACUUCUUUAGUUGCUACAAUUUCAGUGAUGAAAGAAAAUGGUUGUUAAUAUAGCCCUUUGUUAAUUGACCAUUACUUAUGCUACAAAAUGUUAUGCUGUAGUUGCACUAUUCUUAAGUCUAUGCAAAAAUAUAUUUUAUUUAUAUUUUUAGGUAUUUAAUUUAAAUUUCUCAGAAUGCUGUUCAUUUUUUUUAAUACUUUGUAUACAAAGUAUUUUUGUGAAAAAAGUUGCACUUUUCUUGGCUGCAGUUAUGUUGUUUUAAAGUUUUAUUGUAAAACCUCCCAUUUCUUGUUUCACUAGCUAAUGAAGGGUAUUUAGAGAUUCCACAAACAGCACUGGUUAGCCAGCGUCAUAGUGGCGAAUAUACAAAAUGUACCCUGCACUCCUCACAUGUCAUCUUUAAUGUUUGAAGACUACUUUUUGAUAGCAAUGACUACAGUAAUAUUAAAAUAUAGAGUUCAGUUUCCCAGUUGUAUGGGCAGGAAGAGAAGAUCACUAUAAUACAUAGUGGUUUCCGAAAUGGAUUGUGAUCUACUGGUGGGUCUCAGUCCAAUAGAGUUUUAAGAUGGAUUUAAUUUUUACUUUGCUGAGACCCCGUACACUGUGCCCUGUGGAGUUUUUCAGUCAUUUACAUUGUUUCCUCUUUUCUGAAAGAGGAAAAUCUUUUAUGCAAGAAUACAUCCUGUGUGUGGAAACAGACAUAAAAUAAUGGAUAUAGUCUUAUCUUGAUGCACAGAUAUUUAUACAUGUACCAUCACUUUCAUGAGAGAAAUUGUUAAACAACUGUUGCAUUCCACUCUGCGGUGGUUUGGGUGAAAUGAUUCCUGCAUGUAUAACACUAGUAAACUGCUUUAGGAUGCUUCUAGAAGAAAUGAGCCAUAUUUGUGUAAGAUUGCCUCAGAAUAUAUCCUGUGGGCUUGAGGCUGCUUUUGUUGACAUUUUUGUUGACGUCAAGGUCAAAACUCUAGGGAAAGGAAUUAAGGAAACUUUUUUAAAAAGAUGAAAAUAUAACUCAUCCAAUUUCAACAAUACAGAAUCAUAAGUAUUAUGGAGGGUUGUCUCUUUUAGAAAUGACGUUGAAAAUGUUUGAAUCCUAUAUUGACCCUGAAUUGGUGCAUAUGAUUUAGUAGCCUGCAUUACUGAAGAAAGGUUUUGUUGUCUUCUUAUAUAUGAAUAUUUACUUACGCAUAGAAAAUAUGCAGAUCUGAAGACAGUUUAUUGGUUUAGUAACUUUGGAACAAAUCUUUUUCUCAAGUUUUCUUGUUCAAACCUUCACCUUAAGUGUAAUUUACUGUCUUUGGUAAAUGAGAUAUAGCUAGUCAGUCUUAAAACUGAAAUUUUCAUUAAUCCUUUGUUAGUAUCUGUUAGCAAACUGGCAAAGUAAUUUUUCUUUGUCCACAGCUGUGUGAUUUCUUUGGGGUUCUCCAUGACCGUUCACACUCAUUACUCCCAAACUUUCUCACAAUAUUGCGUGUCUAGAAAGAAGGAAAACAAUAAACCUGGUUUUGGUGUC